AUGGAACGAGAUCAAUUGAAUAUACUUGAUACUUUGAUGAGAAAUGAGGCGAUUGAAGAGUACGCGUACCAAACUACAUUAAAUACUCAUGUGCGGGAAGAAAAACAAUUAUUUUCUAGACAACAAUUGGAGUCACGGAAACGAAAUUGUGAUACAGCCUUUCCAGAAAAUAAUCUUGAUUUUGACUCUGAUAAUCGCAAAAUCGGACCCAAGAAGCAAAAUAUACCUAACCUAAAGCAAGAUCAUUCGGACAAAGAAAAUAGGCCUGAUCAUUCUAAUAUUAUCAUGCCCAACGAUAAUCUUUCAAUUGGUGCUUCGGACCUAUGUUCUAAUUGUCCCGACGAAAACGGUGGUUGCUAUGAUAAAAAAAAUCAUACUGAUCCGGUAAACCAAGUCUUCACAAGUAAUGAUAAAAAAACAAUGAAAGGCCUUUGGAAAAAGAUGGAGCCUUCAUCCGAUGAAAAACAAAAUACAUCAUUAAAAUUAAAGUGGGAAAAAAAUAUAAAACCUCAAAUUCAAAAAUACACGCAUGCUAUUAAAGUAAAAACAGAGUCGAUUUUUGAUGAUAACAAUAAUGAAACAUCGCUGAGAAUUAUCUUUGAAGCACCCUUUGUGGGCGAUUUUAAUUAUAAAAAACAUUAUGAGAUGAUUUGGGCACGGGACAUAUAUCAGCGAUUCAUAUGCCUUUUCAACACUCCUUUCAAUAUUCUUCGCGAUUCUGAUACAUCAGAAAUAGCAUAUAGGGAUUCAUUCGUGAAUCCUAUAAUCCCAAAGGUGUUUGAAGAUGUAAAUGAUAAGAUUAGAUUUCAAGUCGGGGAGAUUGAAAGUAACUUACGCAAGCAACAUAGGAAUCAGACGAGAGGUAUAAAACCUCGUGUUUAUCUCGGAUCCAAACAUGACGGUAUCUUAAAAAUGUAUGUAAACGCUUGUGAGUUAGAGAUUGGAUUUCUCGAAGUCGUUGGAAGUCCAACAAAAGUCGAUGUAAAAGGCUAUUACGAAGAUCUUGAAAAAUUACUAAAAGAACGCAAAACAACAAUUUAUGUGAUGCAUCGUUCGAGAGGGGGUUUAAAUCUUGUGGAUGUUUUAACAACAUUUACAAUUCCUGUAUGUGCGGAUCAAGCAUAUGUUCUUGAAGAAAUCAUAAAGAAAGUAGACACAUCCGAUUCUAAUGAAGAUGAAGAACUAUUACUGGCGUCUUUACCUAAUCAAU
Racocetra persica is the source of this 1210-nucleotide messenger RNA. The record is from the annotation of a GenBank genome assembly. Lineage: Eukaryota; Fungi; Glomeromycota; Glomeromycetes; Diversisporales; Gigasporaceae.